Messenger RNA from Quercus robur (English oak), 3181 nucleotides. RefSeq names its product leucine-rich repeat extensin-like protein 4. Lineage: Eukaryota; Viridiplantae; Streptophyta; Magnoliopsida; Fagales; Fagaceae. The record is from RefSeq and is a predicted model, not a curated record. Bases 319 to 2559 code for a protein of 746 amino acids. Gene Ontology annotation, molecular function: protein binding. The transcript has a single exon.
CAUUAUUUCAAUCUCAACACACAUCUCCAAAAUCCCUAGAAAAAAACCCUUCUUCCCCUCUCAACUCAUUUCUCUCUCUUCUCAACACAACACCAAUUACUCCAUAACCAAACUCCCAACUCUUUAUUCCUUCAAAUUCAUUCUCUCUCUCUUUCUCUCUCUCUCACAGAUCUCAAAGUGACCAUUUUUUUGAAGGCCGCCCCAAAACCCCAUUUGCAUUCCCUUCCUAACUGAGAAAAGAGAGUGAAAUAUCAUAGAGAGAGAGCCAAACAAAGGAAAGAAAAAGUGGCAUUUGGGAACUCAGAUGUCUCAUGUGAGAUGAAGAAGAAGACCCCCUUAAACCUCUACUUUGAUCUCUCACUCCUCAUUGUCUUGUUUCUAGGCACAGUCUCACUCUGUGCUGCUGAACAAGCCGUUAUCACUCCCCAUGGAGGCCUCACCGACACUGAAGCCUUGUACAUCAGGCAACGCCAGCUUCUCUAUUACAGGGAUGAGUUUGGUGACAGAGGCGAGAAUGUGAGUGUAGACCCAUCUCUGGUUUUUGAGAACCCAAGAAUAAAAAAUGCUUACAUAGCAUUACAAGCUUGGAAGCAAGCUAUUCUCUCUGACCCUUUGAAUCUCACUGGGAAUUGGGUUGGAUCUAAUGUCUGUAACUACACUGGGGUUUUCUGUGCUCCAGCACUAGACAACCCCAAGAUCCAAACCGUUGCGGGCAUUGAUCUUAACCACGGUGACAUUGCUGGGUACUUGCCAGAGGAGCUUGGUUUACUCGUUGAUCUUGCAUUGUUCCACAUAAACUCAAACAGGUUUUGUGGUACUGUGCCACACAAGUUCAAGGAUCUGAUACUUUUGUUCGAAUUGGAUCUCAGUAACAACCGCUUCGCUGGCAAGUUCCCAGCAGUGGUGUUGAAGCUCCCUCAGCUCAAAUUCUUGGAUCUGAGAUUCAACGAAUUCGAAGGUACGGUGCCCAAGGAACUGUUCGACAAGCCACUAGACGCAAUCUUCAUCAACCACAACAGGUUCAGGUUCGAUCUACCAGACAACUUCGGCAACUCACCAGUGUCGGUCAUUGUCGUAGCCAACAACAAGUUCCAUGGGUGUGUCCCAUCCAGCAUAGGAAACAUGUCUAACCUCAACGAGAUUAUCUUGAUGAACAAUGGGUUAAGAUCUUGCAUACCUUCGGAGAUUGGGUUGCUGCAGAAUUUAACGGUGCUUGAUGUGAGCUUUAACGAGCUUUUGGGUCCACUGCCUGACUCAUUCGGUAACCUAGUGAGUAUUGAACAGCUAGACGUGGCGCACAACCUGCUAUCUGGGACCAUACCAGCUAGUAUAUGUAAACUGAAGAAUCUUCAGAACUUUACCUAUUCGUAUAACUUCUUCACGGGUGAGCCACCGGUUUGUUUGUCUCUACCGGAUUUCAGUGACAGGAGGAACUGUUUGCCAAACAGACCGGAACAAAGGUCCGCUCAAAGAUGUAAGUCGUUCUUGUCUCGCCCUGUGGAUUGUAAUUCAUUUAGAUGCAAACCUUUCGUUCCUGCUUUGCCUCCACCUCCUCCGCCUUCGCCACCUCUUCCUUCACCUCCGCCACCUGUUCUCUCAUCUCCACCACCUUCACCUGUUAUCAAGCCACUUCCACCACCACCACCUCCACCUUCGCCUCCACCGCCAGUUUAUUCACCACCUCCACCUUCACCGCCACCACCAGUUUAUUUGCCACCUCCACCACCACCACCACCACCUCCUCCUCCUCCACCUUCACCACCACCUCCAGUUUACUCUCCACCGCCACCUCCACCAUCACCACCACCUCCUUCUCCACCUCCACCAUCACCCCCACCACCUUCUCCAUCACCACCUCCACCUCCCUCACCGCCACCGCCUAUUCCAUACUGUGUCCGCUCACCACCGCCCCCACCGCCAAAUUCACCACCCCCACCGCCACCUCUGUUCUCCCCACCCCCUCCAAUACCAUACUACUAUAAUUCACCACCUCCACCACAACACUCACCACCACCACCUCAACAUUCGCCACCUCCACCGCCUCACUCACCGCCCCCUCCUCCACAUUCUCCCCCACCACCAAUUUAUCCCUAUUUAUCACCGCCACCACCUCCAACGCCUGUAUAUUCUCCACCUCCUCCAGUCCAUUCACCACCUCCACCAUCCCCACCUCCUUGUAUAGAACCACCACCACCUCCUCCACCUCCUUGUAUAGAACCACCUCCACCACCUUCACCACCACCACCAUGUGAAGAGCAUUCGCCACCACCUCCUCCACCAGUUCACCACUUGCCACCACCAUCACCUUCACCACCAUCACCUCCACCACCACCACCCCAAGUUCACUAUAGCUCUCCCCCACCACCACCCGAAAUUCACUACAGUUCACCACCACCGCCACCCGCUCCAGUACCAUGUGAACAUCCUCCACCCGCUUCAUCACCACCACCACCAAUUGUUUAUGAAAGCCCACCGCCUCCGACUCCAGUAUACGAGGGGCCAUUGCCACCAAUCUUCGGAGUUUCAUACGCAUCUCCUCCACCCCCACCUUUCUAUUGAUUCUUUUGAGAAUUUUCUUCCUCUAACCUUUCCUCAACCACAAACAAACCCAAAAAUUAUUAAAAUAUCACAAUUUAUAUUUGCGGCCAUUGUUUCUUUUUCCUCUUUCUGUGCUCUACCUCCAACCAUUUUUCUUUCACUAUGGGCAAUUCUCGUCGCUCAUAGAGAAAGGAUAAAGUAGAGAAUGUAAAAGGGUCUCAGUGCAACUCUAGCAAUCAUCAUCUCCAGCAAUGUGGGCAUUAUAGUAUUAUAUUUGUUAAAGAAGAAGCAGAGAAGAGGAGAAAGAUAAACAGUGAGAGAGAGGUAAGAGGAUAAAAGUCUCUCCGUAUUUAUUUGAAUUGUUAUGGAUAUUUGAGUUGUGAAAUAAAAUUUGGCAGAGAAAGAGUAGGUUGCAGAGAAAGUUGUAUGUAUAGGGAUGAAUUGGAGACCAUAAUUCAGGGCUACAAAGGCAGCAGUGCUUUCUGCUGCUAUUACUGGUUCGUUGGGGGGUUUCAUUGUUAUUGUCUCUCUCUUUUUAUAUCAUACUUUUGUUUAUUUUUCUUUUAUCUGAUUUUAUAGUAUAAUCAUGAACAUUUUUACUUGUACUAUUUGAUUUUCAGAAUUCAGCAGAUCAUUCCUUUCU